GUCGUAAAUAGCAACAUCAACAAAUAUGGCAGACGAUAUCCACGUCAGGUUGUGUCUGCAAGAAAUAGUCAAGCUUGAUUUAGAAGCAAAAGCUAUUAUUCAGGUGCAGAUUUAUUACAAUUUGCUUAUUUUAGCGCGAUUUAUUGUUUCUAGUGAAAUAAAUGGUAUACCAAAUAAAUUUAAAAAUUCAUUUUCACCUCCGAAGUGGCUAUUCGGAACCGGGUAUCAGAAGUGUGAGUGUAACCGGUUAUCUGAUGUCAGAAGUUGUAAGUGGAGUGAGAGUGAUUAAAAAAGUAUUAAAAAUAUUAUUGUUGGGUUUGUAGUGUAAGACAAAAUUUGGUAUCAAAUGAAAGAUAAUUGAAUGGACUAUAAUUAUAUGCUUUUAAUUGUAAACUUACUUCUUCAAUUUAACUAAAUUUUAGUCUAAACUAAAAAAUAAACUACCACAAAUUACAUCUGAAUAGCAUUUAAUUAUAUAUUUAAAUUUAGUCUAAAUUAAAAAAAAGGGACCCGGGUCCAAAUAGCGGCUAUGCUUAGGAGCCGACUCCGUUGACCGUGGGCGGGAUCAGAGUCCCCCCAAUGCCCCAAAGGCAGACUGCGGACGACAGUUGGCUGGGUCGCAAUGCUCCCCUUUCUUGUAUGCUCGUUGCCAACUAUGUGUGUACCCCCAAACAGGUAGACGAGAUUUGGAUUUGGCCAUAGGACUUGGCCGUUACGCAAAUUUGUCAGUAGGUUCAAUAGGCUAUGUGUUCACGUGUACCUGUGGUCACUUGUCUUCUGUACAUUCACUUGUCAGUGGUGGGAAGCGCUCUCUGCAUUGGUCGGAAAUCAAUUUCCAAUCCCCCUAGGGAUGUCAUUUGCACCACCUCCCCCCCCCCCCCCCCCCUAAAUUUGCAGGUUUUAUAACAGUUGCUGUGUACUGUGGUGCUUCCCAUCUGUAACUGUGGCAUAUCACAACACCAGCAGUAAAUUAGAAUAAUAAUUUGCUGGAUGCUGAGGUAACUUCCUGCAAAGAAAGAGCCUUCUCGUAGUGACUUUCUGUAACUGAAUGCAGCACAGGCACACCUGAGGCAGUCCUGUCCUUGAGCAUAUAUGUUCAAUCUGCACAGCCCAUUGCAGAAACCACAUGUCAUAAUGUUUUUUAAUAGGCGUCAAUGCAGACCCCAUCAUAGGGCUGAAUUAGGGUCGGACAAAUUCGGCAGUAGUGUGCACAGCCACCAUACUUCUUCAUUGCGCAUCUGAUCAGUAUCAAACACUUCGUGCAUCAGCUCUAGUGUAGUCUCUCCUCUUUUUCUUCCUAUCAUAAUGGUAGUUUAGUAAUAAUUAUUUAAAUGAAUUCUGCUAAAUAAUUUUAAUGGAUGCGGAACUAUUAAUGGACAUCAAUAUAAGAUUAAUUGUUUAAAUAGCCCUUCAAACCGAAACAACUGGAUUUUUUUCCUGUUUCGACGCUGAAGUGGUAGAUUACUGUACCGCUCUUACUGCUUCCUUUCUGAUAUGAGUAGGUUUUGUUUACAUUUGUUUUUCCAACCAUUGCGACCUUUUUUUUUCGAUUUGUGUUGAAACUAUUGUAAACAAAACAAUGGCCACGCCUAAUCCAAGCACAUCAGCUGUUCCUAGGCUAUGAGACCGUCAAGUUUGCAAACAAAAGAGCUUUUUUUGUGAAUUAUUGAUGCUGAAAUCAUGAAUCAUUUGAAUCUGAUUCCAGUGAAAUCUGAUGGGUCAGUAAAUGCCAAAUGGAAAUAGAAUGGUGAUAGUCAUAGUGGUGACAGUCUGCACUUUAGUAAAAAUUUCAAAACAUUUUUUAAAAUACCGGUAUAUAAAUACCACAGCUGUAUUAGUAUAAGACUAAUAAAAGCCUAGAGAAUGGAUUACAAAAACCAGUGGCGUAGCGAGGCAGGUGCGGGGGGUGCGGACCGCACCGGGUUUUUAGGGGUGACACCCGAUUGAAAAAUUGCAUAUUUACAGGGCACACAUUGCUCGCAAAAAUCGAGAUUCAUAAAAGAAUAACCGAUCACACAUAUAUUUUUCACAAAUGUAACCAAUCCAAAUGCGUGCUUUAUUAAAAGUUCUUGGGGGGGGGAGGGGGGGGGAUGACACCAUGAGUUUACCGCACCGGGUGACACGAAUCCUAGCUACGCCACUGACAAAAACACCAAGAUCAACUUGCUAGUUCAAGUGGUUCAAAAGUUAUGAAUUUUUAGUAAGGUCCUCAAAACCACUUUUUUACUAUGGCGACAGUGAGGAAUCAGAUAAUACUACUCCUAUUGCUGCAAAGAGAAGGCAGAAAUAGGCAGAAAAGAUGCAGGAUAAAUGGUUUCUAAAGCCCAGAAACCUGAAACACUCAUUUCCCUAGUGCCAACCUUGUGAAAGCCAGAGAAAAAGCCCAUCAACAGUGCAGAUGAGCGUCUCACUGAAAAUAAGCACUUGGUUGAUUAUGAUUGACAGUGUGCAUACUGUUCAGUGCACAAAAAUAAUCAAGCAUGGCUGCUAUGUGUGCAUCGGAUGCACAGGAAGGCUUCAUCUGUGUGUUUAGGAGUGCUUCAGAAAAGACUACACAAAAAGAAAGAAAAUAUUUUGUAAACAAUGUGUUUGACAUUUGUGUAUAUAUACACAUGCAAAGAAAAUGUUUUCUUCUGUUAACAUUAACGUUACAAAAAUGUGUGUAACUCUUUCACGAAAUGGAUUAUUUUCAAAAUGUAAAAUGCAUUCCGAUCAAAAAUGUAUAUACUUUCUGAUGAUUGAAACAUAAUAGGAUACCAGCUACACAGACCAUAUAGUGUUCAUAACUUCAGUUUUACUACACAUUUUUUUUUUUAAUUUAAAUUUUGAUCUCAUAAUAUUACCAAUAAAAUUUAAACUAUUGUUGUCCUUUUGUUUUAUCUUUUACAUAUUAUUAUUCUCUGUCUAAUCUCCUUUAAUUUGAUAUAAAAUAUAGCUAUCUUGCUAAAAACAAAAACGUAUUCAAAAUUCAUUUAUUGAUAAGAGCACCCUGGCACAAACGUGUAAAACCCCUUGGCAUGGAAAGAAUUAAAUAUGACUCGAUUAACUAUCACCAUUUAAUGCUAGCUCAUGGUUGUUUUUGGGAAAACUUUCAAGUCAAUUUCAGCAAGUUCAUGAUAUUCUGCUUUGACUGAUGAUAUUCUGCUUAGACAUGAAUCAUGAAUUUUAAAAAAAAGGUCCUGAUAAUGUCAUUGUAGUGAAAAUCAUCUUGGUCAUCGUCUAGAUCCAACAGCUUAUUUUGCAAAAUGACAUUUAAAUCAACCUUUGAUGCAACAAUUGGAUUAGAAUACAUCCAGUUACUAUCCAUAGAUCAUCUUUUCAGGAAAAGUAAACCUUAAAAUAUGAACUUUUGUAGAGAUGUGUCAUAAAGUUCAUAAAGUGCUUCCCUUGCAUCGAUGAAUUUAGUUGCUAAGUUGUGAAACAUAUUCAAAACCAGUUUCUGACACCUAAUAAUCUAUGUUUCUUCAUUGAACCAUUGUGAAACACGAAACCAUGAUUGCCUUUCAUGGAUGUGGUGAGCUUAUUUAAGCUGGCAAAGAUAUCUGGCAAGUAAGCCAACUUGGCUAUUCAAUCCAAAUUGCCAAACAAUCCUGACGAAUUUUUUUUUUUUUUUCAUUUUGCAUUUUAAAAUUCAGUAAGCUUCCUUCACAAUUUAAAAACCCUUGUAAAGCGUUCCAUUUCGACAACCAAUGUACUUUUGCAUGCAGCAGAAGUUGUUUGUGUUUAGCCUUAAUUUCAUCAAAUAAUGCUUUCUCCCCUUGAUCACAUGGAUUUAAUUGCCUUUCAUAGAAACAUUAGUUUGUGUUGCCCAUUUUGGCACGAUCGUAUACUGCCAAUAAUAGUUUAGCUUGCCAUGGUUUUUUCUUGUCUUUUAAUGUAUCGCAAAUUUUUAUCCAGCUCAUAGCAUCAGCUUCCCAGGCUCCUCUUGAUGUGUACAAAGUGAUGUAUUUUUAUAACCAAAGUCAAUCAUGAAUUUUAUAAUUUAGUUUUAAACAGCGACACAAACAUGUAACUUUUCACCAAGUUUUUUGGCCAGUGUUGAGCAGACUGGCAAUGUAAAGCUCGUGGAGUGGCACCGGUCCGCUAACCAAAAUUGGGGAACACUGGGCUAGGCAUGGUGGUUUCCCAGGUCAACUACCAUCCAUUCAGUAUUUGAAAGAUUUUGUUUGUUAUUUUUGUCUUGAAAGUGGGGAGCGUUCUCACAUCCCCCAAAAUUAUGUUGAAAUAGAGGGCUUCCUUGAAAUGGCAAAAUGAUAGAAAUGAAUGGCAUAUAGGUACUUCUUUUUUCAACCAAACAAAAUGCAGCACUUUUAGCCAUGCACAAUUUAUCAUAGUAGUUGUUUGGCCAUCAGCAAGGAUUAGUUGCAUUUUUUUAUUUCCUUUGAACCUUGUGAAAGUGAAUUUUAAAAUUUUUUGAUAAUUUCCAUUUUUCAUUUUAAUAGAUUUCAUAUAAAUUUAAUUCAUUGUUAUUUUUAGUUCAUGAUGCAAAUAAUGUCAAUAACUGGAAAGUUAUCACACACGUCAUAUUGUAUAGGUCUAAGAUGUCAAUAUUUAGAAACAGGGGGGGCAUUUGCCUCUGCCUAUAUUUUUUUCAUUGAACACCUUGUUUGCAUUGUUUAAAAAAAAUAAGAUAAAGUUAAAGAGUUUUAAUUAUUUGUUUAUAACUCUAGGACAUUCGUCAAGAUGUGGGUACCCUGGAAAUGCUUGAUGAGUUUAAUGCUAAGGGAAGAAAGAAAAUAUCGGAUCUUAGAGGUAAAAUAGCGGUAAGCAUUCCAGUAUAUAAUUAUGUGAAUGUUAAAUUGAACUAUGUUUUUAAUUGUCGUCAUAAAUAAAGAUUUUUUGGUAUGGUAAAACUCUGAUAAAGCGUCGGUAAUUAAAAUAGACCCAAAACAGCUUUAAUAACAUAAAAUACCCCCAACAAAGCUGUAGUUAAAACAGUGUUACGUUUAUUUAAAAUACCAUUCUACUCUGGACACAACAGACUGUCUAAUCACGGAUAGUUUUCGACAAGCAUAAUCAGGAAGUUCGGAAACAUGCCUGUGGGCCAAAACUGGUUACAAUAGGCAAAUUCUUGCAGAUAUGACGGAAACAAUGCUCGACGAGUUCCAAAUUGUCUUCUCAACUUCCGCUUAGCUCUCAUCUCAUCCACAUGUUUUCGAUGCGCUGGGUAUGCACUUCGCUGUCAUCAGGAUCCACAUGUUUUCGGUGUGCUGGGUCCCGAUCCCUAUUCCGUUUCAAAAUGGGACACCAUUAGGAUCCAGACCCCAUUGGAACCCAGAUUGAGAUCCAGAUUGGGAUUCCGACCCUACAGGGAUCCCAACUCCAUUGGGAACCCUUUUCCAAAUUGAAUACCAUAUCACAAUAGGAUCCCGACCUAAUUCCAAUCCAUGGGGGUUCCCGACUUUGGUCGAUCCUGAUCCCAAUGGGAUCCCGUUACUGGUGGGUUCCCGAUCCUAUCUGGAUCCCUUUUGCCGGUUGGAUUUCGCUUUCUGUUGCAAGCCUGUACAGAACCUCACAUCUUGCCAGGGACACACAUCGUUUCCAAUGGCUGGGCUACAUACUCACACAUAAUCAAAUCAGACACGGCACACAGAAUAUACGAGCAUUCUGUUGCUGUUUGUGGAUCCUGAUGACAGCGAAGUUCAUACCCAACACAUCGAAAGCAUGUGGAUGAGAGCGAAGCGGAAGUUGAGAAGACAAUUUGGAACUCGUCAUGCUUUUUUUCCGUCAUAUCUGCAAGAAUUUUCUUAUUGUAACUAGUUUCGGCGCACAGUUAUGUUUCCGAACUUCCUGAUUACGCUUGUCUUGUCGAAAACUAUCCGUGAUUAGACAGUGUGUUGUGGUUCAGAGCAGAAUGGCGCUUUAAAUAAACUUAAAACUGUUUUAACUAAAGCUUUUUUGGGUGUAUUUUAACUAAAGCUUUUUUGGGUGUAUUUUAUUUUAUUAAAGCUGUUUUGGGUCUAUUUUAAUUACCGACGCUAUAUUGGAGUUUUACCGCUUUUUUACACGUUUUAAACAUUUACUACCUGAUAUUUUUUAGAGAAUCAUAAAUAACUUUAUAAAUUAUAAAACUAGUAUGAUUUUUCCCCAGGAGCUUGAACGACUUGGUUUGGAACAAGAACGUGAUUCAGACAGAGAUGCUAUUCUAGUCAAUGUUGAAAGCUUGAGACAAAAAUUGGCAAGGUGUUUCUGUCAUUUUUUUAAUGAAUACCUUUACAGUAUUUUAGUAUUUGCAAUGUGCUAACUGGUAGGAGGGGGGGGGGGGGUAAGGUUUAAUGAAAUUUUUAUUACAUCAGCAUUGGAAUUGGUUGUUGUUGUUGACAACACUGAAGGAGAAGAACCAUACAUUAUACAUUGAUUUGUUCAUAAUAAUCAUUUUUAAAAGAAGGUGACUAUUCUAGUUAUUCUGAAAUUUGAAUUCUAAUUGAUAUUCAUAAAAUGCUUUUUCUUACUAAAACAGAACUGUCACAAGUCUUCGCCAAGCUAGUUUAAGCACGAAGUUAACUCUAGAUAAAAAUGAAAAAAAGGAAUUAUUGAGUGGAUCUUCCCAAGUCAGAAAACGGUAUAUUGACCAUUUUUAUCAACUGUUUUACCCUAACCAAAAUGAGUAUUGCCAUGUUUGAUGUGGGUAAUAAAUAAAUAGUAUUUAAUUUACCUCUUAAUUACCUCCAUUAAAUGACACAGUAACUUUGAUGUUGACCUAUAUUGACCUAGACUGGUGCACUCUAAAACAUUUGCAAUGCCCAAAAUUUAACUAGGUUAUCUUGACAAAUAAAAACUUUACAUUAUAAAUUUAAAUUCACUUGAUACAUGCCAAAUCAAUGAAUCAAAUUUUCAAAACAUGCUUAUAAAUAUUGUGUUCCUAAAUCACUUGCUGUUUAUUCUGAAAAUUAUUUCAGGAGUAGGACCAUUGCUACUAUUUUACCAUUCAGUUUGCAUUUGAGAAAGAAAAAAAAUCAAAGGCUCUCUUUUAAUUUCUGUAGGAAUCAAGGAAAUAAAGAAACUUUAGUCAAGACUGCCAACAAUAUUACAGAGAGCUUAAUGAGUCUGAAUCAAACAAUGGCAGACCAAGUUAAACAGAGUGAAUUAAAUGUCACAACACUGGGUAAUAAAACAGUGUUAAUCAUUCACUUUAAUUUCUCCAGCAAUGUAUGCUGAAACUUUCUUCUCUUCUUAGCCAGUAUAAGUCAUUUAUUAACUUUUUAAUUUGUUCUGUCUUAACCACUCUUUUUAGCUCUAGAAAUGAUAUAGUUAUAUAUUACUAGCACUUGAAAUUCAUUCAAGAAACCCAUCUUGACCUAUGAAGUUUUUCGAUUUAUGAAGUCUCUCUAAACACACUUUAAUCUAAAUUGAUAGCAGGGUAACAAAUCGAGGAAGUUAAUACUAAUACUAUGCAAAAUAAACAGUCCAUGAUUCUUUAACAAAAAUACAAAAUAUCCUCAUUCAAGUCAAUGUUAACCCAAAAUUAAAAUAAACAGGCUCUCAUCAAGCAACUAGGAAAAGUCUAAAGUUAACCUCAAGCAGUGGUUCUGAACGAGUACUCCUAGGAACUCUAAGGGCUUAACAUACUCUUCUCAGUGGUUCCGCUGCUGCUCAAAGAAACUCCUAAACACCAUUAUUUUGUAAGACAUUGGGUAGGGUUAGGGGGCUUCCCAAUAGAAUUUAUUUCAAAAAAGGCUUCAAAAGGAUCUCUUGAACCAUCCUUCCACAACAUUUCACCGUUCAAAAAGGGAUCCUGAAGGAUCUCCUGAACCUUCCUUCCACAACAUGGCGCCAUUCGAAACGCAAUAUUUUUUUAUAUAUUAUUUAAAAGAUACAGAAAUGAAUUUUUGUUUAAAAUAAUUGCAUGAAACCUAAAUGUGAAUAUUCUACAACCAUUUUUAGUUUGAUUUAGGAUUUUUUUUUUUCAGCCGGAUCAUCUCAAGUUAUUUCUGAUACACAUGAAGAAUUUCAUACCAUGGGAGGUCAUAUACAGCAUUCUCAACGUCUCCUCACCAAAUAUGGUCGACGAGAGUUCACCGACCGUUUGCUUAUUUUGCUUGCUUUAAUUUUUUUCUUUGCAACUGUAUUGUAUAUUGUAAAAAAAAGACUGUGGCCAUCAUGAUUUGAAAAUUUCACCUUCUUUCUAGGAAAUAUUAAAUAAUAUUAAGACAAAACUGGACUUUUGACUUUUAAUUUUACAGAAUUUACUCAUUUAUAAAUCUGGGGA
Lymnaea stagnalis (great pond snail) is the source of this 8209-nucleotide messenger RNA. NCBI's taxonomy places the organism in Eukaryota, Metazoa, Mollusca, Gastropoda, Lymnaeidae. The record is from the annotation of a GenBank genome assembly.